CAGCUGUAACUACAUACAUGUAAUUGAGACUUGUAAGGAGACGCUAUUGAUAAGUUAUGUGCUUAGCUGUUCCGGCGCCGGCCUCAAGAAAUCGGUCAGCCCCGCCGUGACUAGAAUUGCGCCAUCGACUUUGUACGUCCAUUCAACCGUGAUCCACCACGAUAAUCAUGCCAUGUAUUUUCAUUCUUGAUUAAAAUUAAUAUUUAGUAUACUAAGAACACUUAAUAAUUUUAACUUACCAUACAAUCAGAAAUUUAGGGAUUUAAUGCAUUAAUGAAGUCACGCAUCUUUAUCCGUCUACGAGACUUCGGUCGCGAACGUCUGAAAUCACUAAAACUCACUCAAUCCACUCAAUCCGGUACAUCUCGGACUAUGGACUUCCCCACCUCUACCCCCGCCGCCGCCGCCGCAUCAUUCAGUGUCCAGAAAAUCGCGAUUAUAGGUGCAGGACCCAGUGGUUUGGCCGCGGCGAAAUACUUCAUUGCGCAAGACGGCGCGUUCUCGCGGAUUGAUGUGUUAGAGCAACAGGCUGAGGUUGGCGGGGUGUGGAAUUAUACCGGUGUUUCGCGGCCGGAGGGGGAGUUGGGGGUGCCGCAGGUUGAUGCUAAGCCGAGGAGGCCGGAUCCCCCGGUUUAUAGUGAAAAUGGGGGUGGGAAGGGAGUGCCGCUUUUCCCGUCGCCGAUGUAUGAAGAUUUGAAUACGAAUAUCCCGCAUACAUUGAUGCGAUUCUCGGAUUUGGGGUUUCCGGAUAGGUGUACGAUAUUUCCGCCGAGAGAGGAUGUGCAGGAGUAUUUGGUUGAGUAUGCGAGGGAUGUGAGGCAUUUGGUUAGGUUCUCGACGCAGGUUACGGAUAUUUCGCUGAGGAGUGAUGAAGGGAGGGAUCAGUGGGAUGUGAGUACGACGGAUCUUCUUACGGGGGGGGAGAAAAAGGAGACGUAUGAUGCGGUGGUAGUAGCGUCGGGGCAUUAUUCUACGCCGUAUAUCCCGGAUUAUAUUGAGGGUAUAUCAACGUUUCAUGCUGCGCAUCCGGGGGUUAUUUCGCAUUCGAAGAUAUACCGUACUGCGGAGCCGUAUCGCGGGAAGAAAGUCGUGGUUGUUGGUACAGGACCUUCGGGUCUAGAUAUCGCAGCGCAAAUCCAGCGAGUAUCCUCACCACCACUUCUCGUCUCCGCGCGCACAGAAGCAAACCCAGAGCUUUUUGAGCAUCUCGGUGCGAAUGUACGGCAAGUCGGACAGAUCAAGCGAUUUUUAAUUGGCGAACGAGGGGUCGAAUUCUACCCGUUACACAAAUCCUCUGAUGAAAAGAAGGCAGGAGAAAAUGACUCGAAUGAAAUUAAAAAAGAAGAGACUAUAAUCGAGAAAGAUAUCGACGCCAUUCUAUUCUGCACGGGAUAUUUGUAUACCUUCCCCUUCCUCACUAACCCCCCUGACUCCAAGCCCCUCAUAACGGACGGCCGUCGCGUCCACGGUCUCGCGAAGCACUUCCUUCACAUCGCGCAUCCAACAAUCGCCUUCCCCGCGCUGCCGAUCAAAGUAAUCCCGUUCCCACUCGCCGAGGCACAAGCCUCAUUUCUCGCACGUCUGUGGUCAAACGUGCUCCCUCUCCCACCACGUUCCGAACUCGAAGAAUGGGAGCGGAAAGAUGGUGAGGGUACUGCGCCGGGGAAGUUCCACGUGUUUGCUAAGGGUGACGAUGGGCGGUAUAUAAAUGAGCUGCAUGAUAUAAUUGUGGCGCGGAGUAAAGGGGGUGGGAAGAAGCCGCCGUACUGGGAUGAGGAGAUGCUGUGGCAGAGGGGUAUUUAUGUUGAGGGUAAGAUACGGUUUGAGAGGACGGGUAGGAAGGCGAAGACCUUGGAAGAGUUGGGGUUUCGGUAUGAGCCAAAGGAGGUGAAGAAGGAAGACGGACUGGAAGGAAAGGAUUCAGAGAGGGAUGUUGCGGGGUGACUUAUGGGACAAUAGAGUGUUGGCUUUUUCAGGUUGGUUAUAUAGUUCUUGGCGAGCCUUGAGGUUCUAGGAAAUGUCGCUUAGAGCAAAGUGGUUAUAUCAUUGUUAGAUCCUUAGAUUAGAUUGAUCUAGUAAUUAAGCCCCAUUUGGAAGAGCAAUUCUAUAUGCGCGAUUCCAUGUGAAUUCUCCGGUACCCCAACCUCCUAUU
This is a messenger RNA of Hypoxylon trugodes, 2152 nucleotides long. Its product is annotated as FAD/NAD(P)-binding domain-containing protein. Lineage: Eukaryota; Fungi; Ascomycota; Sordariomycetes; Xylariales; Hypoxylaceae. The transcript has a single exon. Gene Ontology annotation, molecular function: N,N-dimethylaniline monooxygenase activity; flavin adenine dinucleotide binding; NADP binding. The record is from RefSeq and is a predicted model, not a curated record. Bases 274 to 1944 code for a protein of 556 amino acids.